Messenger RNA from Cynara cardunculus var. scolymus (artichoke), 997 nucleotides. Its product is annotated as caffeoyl-CoA O-methyltransferase-like. Gene Ontology annotation, molecular function: O-methyltransferase activity; S-adenosylmethionine-dependent methyltransferase activity. The coding region runs from base 60 to 803 and encodes 247 amino acids. Lineage: Eukaryota; Viridiplantae; Streptophyta; Magnoliopsida; Asterales; Asteraceae. The record is from RefSeq and is a predicted model, not a curated record. The transcript is spliced from 4 exons.
AAUCCUUCAUCUUCAAACAAAGCUGGUUAGUUAAUUGCAGAUCACCGGAGAUCAAUCACAUGGCGGCAGUCAAUGGCGGAAGUGAAAGUCAACCGGCGAAACACCAAGAAGUUGGCCACAAGAGUCUCCUUCAAAGUGAUGCUCUUUACCAGUAUAUUCUUGAAACCAGUGUGUACCCAAGAGAGCCUGCACCCAUGAAAGAGCUACGUGAGGUCACUGCUAAACAUCCAUGGAACCUGAUGACGACGUCUGCUGACGAAGGACAGUUCCUGAACCUUCUUCUCAAGCUGAUCAAUGCGAAGAAUACCAUGGAGAUUGGUGUGUAUACUGGUUAUUCCCUUUUGUCUACGGCUCUAGCACUUCCCGAUGACGGAAAGAUACUGGCUUUGGAUAUCAACCGUGAAAAUUAUGAAAUCGGCCUUCCUAUUAUUGAGAAAGCUGGUGUUGCUCACAAGAUUGAUUUUAGAGAAGGUCCUGCUCUUCCUGUUCUCGACCUAAUGAUCGAAGAUAAAAAAUUCCAUGGAAGUUUUGAUUUCAUUUUCGUGGACGCUGAUAAAGACAACUAUCUUAACUACCACAAGAGGUUGAUUGAUCUUGUUAAGAUCGGUGGAGUGAUCGGAUACGAUAACACCCUAUGGAACGGAUCGUUGGUUGCACCGCCAGAUGCACCUCUUAGGAAAUAUGUUAGGUACUACAGAGACUUCGUGCUGGAACUUAACAAGGAAUUGGCUGUGGAUCCGAGAGUCGAGAUCUGUCAGCUUCCCGUUGGCGAUGGAAUUACUUUAUGCCGUCGUAUUAGCUGAAGUUACGAGCCGAUCGGAAGAGGUGGUCUCUAGGUGUCACCCGUAGUUGGUGUUUCUCCUCGAAGUUUAUGUUCAAAAUUGUUAAAUUAUUUGCGACCUUAACUCUUUCGUUCAGUAACUGUUUUCGGUGUUCAUGUUGUUUUCACUAAAAACGUAUGUUAUUAUAUAUAAUGCAAAAUCAUGAUCGUUUUAUA